This is a messenger RNA of Pelobates cultripes (western spadefoot toad), 29091 nucleotides long. Lineage: Eukaryota; Metazoa; Chordata; Amphibia; Anura; Pelobatidae. The record is from the annotation of a GenBank genome assembly.
UGAUGGGCGGUGUUAGGGCGCUAGAGGGCGAAUGUUUGCGCGCAGUGGGCGUGGCGGCUCCGGGUGCCCUGUGCAGUGAGUGCGGUGUGAGAGCUGUAGCGGGCGGACCGGGCUGGCAGUGCCUGGCUGGCUGCGUCACACGAAAAUGCACUCGGAUGCUGUCAGUAAGUAAUGGAGGCACCCGGCGGCCCCCGGCACAGAGCUCACUGGGGGGGCCGGCUCGGGGUGACUGCGGCUGGGGGGCCGGGUAUCGGGUGUGUACCGCAGGAAGGGAGCCGCGGGAACCAGUGCUGCGUAAUAACAGCCGCCGCCAUCACCGUCUGGCUGUCCCAUCCCCCUCCCUGACAGCACUGCCGAGAGCACUGCCAGGCUGGACAAGGGCUGUCUGGGAACUGCUGGCACCUCAGCCCUCAUACAGUAUGGCCCCCCAGGAUGGCUGGCUAGCCCUGCUACCAAACUGCAUCAUGGGAAGUGUAGUCCCCCAACAGCUGGAGUCAGUAUCCCAGUAACAUGGGAUGUAUAAAAGUUGGCGUCCAUGUCAAAAUGUCAUGGGAAAUGCUGUGCAUGACAGCUGGAGUGACUGUGCAGCAUGGGAAAUGUAGUCCAUAGUAGCUGCAGUGAAUGUCUCUACAACAGGGGGUGCUCAAAAGGUAGAUGCCCAGAUGUUUUUUAAAACUACAGCUUCCAUGAUGCUUUGCCAUUCUAAAGACAUACAAAGCAUCAUGGCAGUUGUAGUUUUACAACAUCUGGACAUCUACCCUUGGCACCCCUGCUGUGCAACAUGAGAUGUGUAGUCCACAACAGCCGGGGUAAUUGUUUGUACAACAUGGGAUGUGUAGUCCACAACAGCUGUCUAUGGUUAUUGGAAUACAUAACAGCUGGUAUGGUUUACUGGUGCACAGAAAAUCACAGGUUUAUUCACUAUAAAGAAUGAAUUGUCAGGAAUUCAAAGUAAAAUUAAAAGUUAAUGACUAAAUAAAUAUCCAAUCUGAAAACAUGGAAAACGUUUCCAAUUUUUGCUUAAAGGAACAUCCCAAAAACCAUUACUAAUACAGCGGGUCCUAGGAGCGACCCCCAUUGUAAGUCAAACCAUUCUUGAAGUUGCAUUUCUCUUGAUGUUUAAGCAUUAAAGGGACACUAUAAACACCCAGACCAAUUCAACUCAUUGACGUUGUCUGGGUGCAAUGUCCCUUGUCCAUAAAAACUGCAAUAAUUACAUUUGUGGGUUAACUCCACCUCUAUUGACUGUCUGCCAGACAGCCAGUAGAGGGACUUCCAUGAGGCUAGGCGACUUUUGGUCGUCAAACUGAUGCUGGACGUCCUCACGCUAUGCUUGAGGAAUUUCAGCAUCCCCUAAAACACCAUUAUGCAAUGCCUAAGGGGGGGGGAGUCCUAAUGCAAGCGUGUCUGCAGAGCCCGAAUCAGCCCCGAGGGAUGUCGGCACUGGAAUCAGGUAAGUGACAGGAUUUUUAACCCCUCCUGCACCACUGGCGUGGAGGGGCCGCAACAGAUGGGGGCGCAAUAGGGAGCUAUAGUGACCGGAAAAUAACUAUCCUGGCACUAUAGUUUCUCUUUAACUCUAACUGUGUGGACUACAAAACCCAUGAUACUGGUCUAUUCACUAAGUAAGAAUUGCCAAAGGAUCUGCAAUUUUAGGCCCAAAAAGUGAAUUUCAAUGUGUUUAUUCUGAUCUUGAAUUUGUAAUUUAUUUAAUGGGUAACUGUUACUUCCUAGAGAUUUUAAUGUAACAUUUACUUAUCCCCUAUAUUUAACGAAUGUGUUUUGUAACAUGACAGAUUUGUGGAUUUACAAACACCUCCAUCUUGACUUGCUGUCACCCAUUAUAUAUGUUGUCUCUGUUGGCCAUUGAACACAAUGGAAGAGGACAAACAAUGUUGGUUUCUGAAAAGUGUUUUAAAGUAGUAAAAGUUGGGCAGUCAUUGGUAAUUCUUCCCCUUUUUAAUGUUUGCACCAUUUUUCAAAACGAACACUUUUUAAUACAUAACCAACCAAUGUUUUUGUAAUCCUCAUUUGCAUUCUGUGUCAUGGCUGUGCACAUAGUGAACUGGAUUGUGAUUUCAUUCACUAAAUAUGUCAUACCUUUUUAAAUGAAAACAGUGUCACAUGAAACCAUGAUUAACAUAAGUUAAAGGUGAUUUUCAAUAGUUUAUUCAAUAUUGUAAUUUAAUAGUGUCUUAACAGUCAGAAUGUCAUGGGUUAGCCCUCAUUUUUGAGAUGUAGAAAUCUAUACAAUGGUUUCACUACUUACAGUGUGAUGGAAACAGUGCUUCCUGCACAAGAACCACUAAAAUGGGCAGUUAUGGUGCUUGAAGUGUUCUUUUAACCCCUUAAGGACCAAACUUCUAGAAUAAAAGGCAAUCAUGACAUGUCACACAUGUCAUGUGUCCUUAAGGGGUUAAAGGACCACUGUAGGCACCCAGACCACUUCAUCUUAAUGAAGCCCGGCGCUGGAGAAAGGUAUUAUUAUUAAGGUAAGUGAUUAACCCCUUCCUCCCGUGGCGGGAGGGGAGCCGUGGGAGCUAUUAAUACUAUAGUGCCAGGAAAAUGAGUUUGGCACUAUAGUGGUCCUUUAAGUGACACUGAGUUGGAAAGGAUAUACAAUAAUUCCUUUUAUUUGAUACAUUUUAAUCCAAGUUGAUAGAAUAAAUACACCAACCAUAGCUGUUUAUUGAACCUGUCUGCAUGUGUUCCCACAGAAUUGUGAAACUUUUUUUAAUUUUUUUUAUUUGCCAGCUUUUACUCUUUGGUAAAGUGUACUUAGUGCUGUGAUAGUAAACACAUUGAAUAACACUUUCGUUAUUGAAAUUACACAGUUGUUUGUUUAGUGUUUUUAGCAAUAGGUAAGCUGAUGAUUGGUUUCACUAGUUUAACAGGAUAAUCUAAAGUUCUUAAGGUAAACUAAUUUUCGAUCACUUUUUGUAAAUAGACUGUGCUGCCUUCUCUUUUUAUUUGUCUUGUGUUUUUUUUCCUUUAUAAAGGGAGCUGUUGUUAGUAAGAUGUCCAUAAGUCCUACCAAUCCAUAUAGGAAUGAGAGGACUGAAAGAAAAGUGAAACUCUCUUCCUCCUUUUCACAGAACUCAUGCAAAACCUUUUUAUAACUUGGCAGUCUAGCUCCCUAUUGUGCCCCCUGUGUUGGUGCAGAAGGGGUUAAAAAUCCCUUCUGUCACUUACCUGAUUCCAGUGCCGAUGUCCCUUGGCGCUGAUUAAGGCUCUGCCUCUGCUCCACAGACAUGCUUGCAUUAGGACUCCCCCCUUAGGAAAGUAUUGUAUAAUCCUCUUCAAUGGUGUUUUAGGGGACGCUGAAUGUCCUCAUGCAUAGCGUGAGGACGUCCGGCGUCAGGUGACCAAAAUCCACCCGGAAGUCCCUCUAGUGGCUGUCUGGCAGACCGCUGAUAGAGGUGGAGUUAACCCUCAAAUGUAAUUAUUGCAGUUUAUUAAAAACUGCAAUAAUCACCUUUGCACGGUUAAUAGACCUGGGAUACUGCACCCAGCCAACUUCAGUUGAGUUGAAAUGGUCUGGGUGCCUAAAGUGUCACUUUAAUACUUAAAGGGACUCUCCAGUGCCAGGAAAGCAAUCCGUUUUGAUGGCACUGCAGGUCACCUCCCAUCCCCGGUUGCUGCUCCCUGCCUCCUCCGCCGCCGCUCCUCCUCUUCAUUACGUCAGCUGGCGGUGGAGGCUGAUCCCGCCGGCUGGGGAGACCUAAUGUGCAUGCGCGGCAAUGCCGUGCAUGCACAUUAGACCUCUCAAUAGGAAAGCAUUGAAAAUGCUUUUCAAUGCUUUCCUAUGGAGAUUUUAGCGAGGCUGGAGGUCCUCACACAGUGAGAGGACGUCCAGCAACGCUAUAGCACAGAUAAUCUGUGCUAUGAUCCCGGAAGUGCCCUCAAGUGGCUGUCUAGUAGACAGCCACUAGGGAAGGACUUAACCCUGCAAGGUAAUUAUUGCAGUUUAUGAAAACUGCAAUAAUUACAGUUGCAGGGUUAAGGGUAGUGGGAGUUGGCACCCAGACCACUCCAAUGUUCAAAAGUGGUCUUCGUGCCUGGAGUGUCCCUUUAAACAUCAAGAGAAAUGUAAUUUCUCAUAUAUAUAUAUAUAUAUAUAUAUAUAUAUAUAUAUAUAUAUAUAUAUAUAUAUAUAUAUAUAUAUAUAUAUAUAUAUAUAUAAUUUUUUUUUUUUUUGAAGUAAGCAACCUCCAGUUUGCAUGUGUUUUUAGUUUUAAUCCCCUCCAUUUGGGAUGUCUGUUUAGGCUUCUGUCUCUUCCCAAAUGUAUCUAUUUUUUGUGGUGUAAGAACUGAUAACUGUAGAUGUUCAUGAAUAUCCUAACAUAACAAAAUUAGACCUGAUUUAUUAUGCAUAGAGGUUAUGACUGACUGGCUUGUGGUCUCCUCUACCCCUUUCUUCUGAGCUGUGUGUUGACAAAUAUUCGGUCACAGUGACCCUAAUCUCCUCCACUACUACUUCUGAGGUGUCUCUAUAGUCUUUUUGCCUCCACAGGGUAGUAAUCCACGAAUACCAUUUUUCAUUGUCCUAUUCAUUAAAGAGCUUCAUGCAUAUUCAGAAGAUCCACUCUCGGCUCUCAUAAAGGCCUCAAUGUAAUAUUUUGUCUAACCUUUAAAAAAUUUUAUAUAAAUAUUAUAUAUUUUUAUAAAUAUUUAUAUUUCAAAAUAUCAGUAUAUGAUAUAUUAAAUCAUUUUAAUAGUUUAGCCCAAAAUAUUAAAGGCCAAACUUGGAAAACAAAUUUGUCUUAUGGUAUAUUUGGAUUUUUGGGGGAAUUUUGAAUAAAUCCCAACACAGUCAGCAUCUGUAUUUAAUAAAGAUAAUAUCUUUUAAUAAAUACUAAGAUGUGACAGCCUCUAUAAUAUCUGUUUGCAUGAAUCUUUGAAGCAAGUGUUUAUAUUGUUUGGUGAUUCAAGUCAUUAGGGACGGAUUUAUUGUCUUUAGUGGAUCUAGUAUCUGUAGGGGUAUUAUGUGUGACUGUGUUGGGUGGUGUAAGGCCUAUACUGUGGUUGUGGGAAGUGGGAUGGGACUGGAAGCAUAUAUAUUGAUUUUUUUUUUAUUUAAAAAAGAAAAUACACGUUAUAUUUGCCACGGAGGGGGACAUUGCAAGCACUGGUGGUAGUAAUUCUAGGCUGCAGCUCCUUCACCUAUAUGCAUUAUAUAGAAAUCAGUCAUCAGUAUUUUCCGUCACAGUAAAUAAAAAUAUUUAACCCUAUGUAGCGAAGCUCCUAUACCCCGGCUGGGUAUCUCUGCUGUAAUAUACCUCGAGGUGUAAGAAAGCACUGUUUAGUGAUAUAGCCCUUACUACCCCAGACAUCAGACGACACUUAAUGUUGGGACAAUGACGAAUGUUAUUCGGACAAGACAAUCCCAAGCAGGGGGUCUCCAUUGUGAACAUGGGUAGACAUCUCUGUGUCUGGUAGAUAAUUGAGUCAACUCUCGAUAAAUCAGUUUUCUCCUGGAUACAGAGAGCCUUACAUAGAAAAACUCCAAAAACAUUAACAAAACAAACCCAAUCCUGCAUGAGUAAUAAUUCACUGGAAAUGUCUGGCCCGAGCGCCCAUUCUGGCAGAAGAGCACUCGUAUCCAUAAGAAACGCCACAGAGUUAAAGUUUAGACUGGCCAUUCGUUGAAUCCUGGCCAAAAUGCAUUCCAUAAGUUCUGUGGCUAUGGCCAGUCAUUUUAUGGGUGCGCUUGAGCUCCCCCUGGCUUUCAGGGAGCGAUUGGUCAGUAGUUUCCGUUGUACAUUCCCUCCGGUUAGCGCUCUCCUGGACAGAGUAAAAGAAGUGGUGCUUAUCGCGGUUGCGCCGGAGUUCCAGACAGUUAUAACUAGAUCUGCUGAAGUUCUGACUGUAUACUAUGGCUCCCUGGAACUGCUGGCAGGCAUGGUGGGGAAGAGCGCUUUUGGUGUGUUUCAGGGAGGGACGGUAGGGGAAGCCAUGGUGAGUGAUAAAGGUCUUUUAUGAAUGUUUUAGUGGCACAAGGCAGGUACUGCCACACAAUACAUGAAGCCCUCUGAUAUAUUUUAAUAUUCAAGACGCUGUAUCCAAAAACUUUGGAAAUUACAAUUUUAUUUUUCUAAAGCACAUACUGAUCAAGGAUUGUAUUGGUGAUGACAGGAAAAAAAUAAAUAAUAAGAAUUAAAAAAAAAAAGUUUCAUUACUGGAUGAGUGUAAUCAUAAAAAUCAAUAUAUUUCAAAAGGCUAAACUCAAUGUAUUUGAGCCUUUUUCCAACCUAUAUUACUUUGUAACUACAUGAAUUUUUUUGUUUGUUUUGUUUUACACAGAUUUUCAGCUGAACUCCCAUCUAUCAACACUGGCAAACAUUCACAAGAUAUAUCACACACUCAACAGGCUGGUAAUGGGAAGGAUUUUAUGUACUAUGUUACAGUCUUAGUUUAUUAGUUAAUUUAUUAAUUAUUUGAGUAGAAUAUGGCUCCUAGUAUGACGUAAAAUGUAUGUAUGGAAUAAUAUAUAAAGUGUGUUAAAGGAAAACUGUUAUCUCUUAAUAUAAUCUUUUUACUUUUUUUUUUUAAUAAUAUACCAUCUGAUUAUUCAUAUGUAUUGACAUUUAUGAUAAAAUUUCCCUUUCCCACUCCCCUUUCUGAUGGCCAUCUUUAUUUACCUUCUGUGCGACUGGCCGUUAUCUGCCCAUGUGAUCACUAUUUUGCAAUUAUUUAGUGCUUUUCAAAUUUCAUUGUGGGUUUUUUGUUUUUUUGACAAUAAGUUGAAACGAAAAAAGGUGGAUGAGAUGUAAAAUCCCAAUCACAGACAAUGCCGCAACACCAGAUUUUGUGGUAUCGUUGGUAUCAGGUAGAAUCUUAAUGUGUGGAUAAAAAUCCUGACAUCAUGUUAUUGAUGGGGUUUAAGUCUUGGUGCUGGAUUUUUCCCUAUUAUAGAAAAUAUCUCACAUUGCAAGUACUGCACAAUAGUCCGCAAGCAAGGUUGAACCCCUAUAAUACAUAGAAAAAAAUUGAAUGGAGGAUAUGAAAAGUAUUUAAAAAGUGCACAUUUAUUGGUAUAAAAAUAAAUCCCAAAUCAACCCAGAAUCCUCUGCGGUUGUAAUAUCACUGCAGAUUUGGGAUUUCUGUGGGAAAAGCAAGUUUUAUGGCUUGACUGGUGUGCAGAUUUUUGUUUAACAUUGUAUUAACUAUCCACAGACUUCAGGUGGAAGGGGUUUUCAAUCACAAUUUUUCCCCACCAUAACCUUUUUGGAUUUAUUUAUAUAAAUAAUAAUCAAAAUAGGUUAUGGUGGGUAAAAAUUGUGAUUGAAAACUAUAAUUUUUUUUUAUUGCACAUUUUCCUUUAAUUUUACUCUUUAAAACUCUGAGUAGUUUAGAAUUAAAGAGCCAAUCUAAGCUCAAUGAAGUUAUGGGGCCUGGACGAUCUUACCUUACAGUGUUUAAAUAAUUAUUUAGAAAUUAUGUUCCUAAGCACCUUUCACACCGCCCCCUUUGUUUUGUCCUUGGCCACUCUAUUACUGAAGCGUUUGCGGCCAUUGCAAGUAAUAGUAUGUAAUAUAACUUAAAUCAAUAGCCAGUGAUGGACUAAUAACUGGGGUCAAAAUUUUAAUUCACAACUAUCCAUAAACGAGUGGAAAUGUCUGCCCUGGUUAGUAAAAAUUCACUCCAAGGGAAUGUACCAUGCAUCUGCAGGCCUUGUAGCUGCAUGUAACUUUCAAAGCCUGGCUAGUAUCUCAGGACUUGAAAUUGUAAGCCUUUCUGAUAGUGUCAACAAGGCGGCCAAGGGGAAGACAAAGUACGCAGCAUGACAGGCAUCUAGGGGUAGAAAUUUAAAGUUAAAUAAUUUAAAAACAAUCUAAAACGGAAAGGUUACCCUCUGCCCCAGAACUAAAGGUCCCAGAGCAACUUUAUUGAGCUGAAUGUUAUCGGGUUGGAAUUAGGAGUUCCUUUAACUGGCUUCAACAGUUGUCUUAGUCCAUCCAAUGAACUGGUAAGGGUAAUAAGGAUGUCAAAGUAUGUGGGACAUCCGUAUAUAAUAAAUAAUGUGCAAAAGUUAUCCAAUUGCAACAUAUCUACUAACCGUAACUCCAUGUUUCGAGUACUGGAAAAUUAUACGUCUGUAUAUUGCUUUAAAAAUACUUCUAGGAGACUGAGGACUGACUGCUAUACUUAGCCAAAGUACAUUCCUGAAGCUCGUCCAGGCCUGUGACGGAGCUCUUGUACUCUGACAGAGUACCUCCGCCCAGUCCGCUUUCUUGGCGUUUGCGUGGACCCUGGAGCGCUUUUCUCCCAGUCGCUGCAGCUGGACUGGGGUCCUUCUGGAGCUUUUCCACCAGGUCCGUAGUCUAUUGGUAAAGACCCAACAUACCAGAUAUACAUUACAACUGUGAACCAUACUACUGGUUAUAUAAUUAGCUCUGCCACAAUACGUGUGCCUCAGUCCAGUGAUGUAUUUACCGCAAGGCUGACAAGCCAUUUGCCUUGGGUAGCACUUUCCAGGAACCGGCAAAAAAAAUGCAGCCACCAAAUGCCCAGGCAAAUACUUUGUCAGCCUUGUUUUAUGGUGGCCCAAGAGCUGGCCUGCUAGCCACCUGUGGGCAAGCAGUCGAUUGUGUUCUGGGCAGGUGGCGAGGGAGUGUUGAACUUUGAGCUCUCCCUGCUCAGCUCCCUUGCGCACCCCGCCGUGAUGGCGGGAGCCGGAAUAUGAGGUCACUCCGGUGCCCAGCAUCACUCUGCAGCGAGGGAGCUGAGCUGGACGCAAGGUAAAAAAAAAUCCGCCCAGCUUUUCCAAAAGUAGAGAUGCUGGGUAAACUUAUAUUAAGUUUAAAAAAUAAAUAAAAAUAACAAUUUGUGAGUGUUGGGGGGGGGGGAGGGGGAGGGAAUGUGUAUGUGUGUAUGUGUUUCUGUUAGUAUGAGUGUGUGUGUGCGUAUCUGUCAGUGUAUGUGUCUGUUAUUGUGUGUAUGUCUGUGAGUGAGUGUGUGUGUGUGUAUAUAUGCCAGUGUGUGUGUGUGUCUGUCAGAUUGUGUCAAAUCAGUGAGUGUGUGUGUGUAUGUCAGUUAAUCUGUGAAUGUGUGUCUGUCAGUGAGUGUUAGUCUUCAACGGGAAGGGGUGGGGCAAAUUCAAAUUAGGGGGUUCCGUUAUGCCUAGGAGAACACAAAUCUAAAAUAUACUACCUCCUCAGUCAGAAGUGUUAUCUUUAUCUUGGCAGAGGAGCAUCCUGGAGGAUACCAAGAAUGAUUGGGGCUUUCCAUUUAUGUGAAGAGAUUUUAAAAGCCAGGUUUGAGACCUGAUAUUGUUGGUGUGUAUUACAUCUACAAAGUAUGUUUUCUUAUGUUCUUAAUCAGAAUGCACUCUUCUCACUGGGUAGUCAACAGUUUGGUCCUUUAGAUGUUAAGCUCUCAGCGUUUUCUUUUCCUUUAACAUAUUAAAAAUAAAUACAUUAAAACCCUGCUUUACCUUGGUGAAAGCUGUUUUGACAAAGUUUUAUGAUCAGAAGCAAGAUUACAUAGAGUGAAUUAGAGAGAACAACCAAUUAAAGUGAUAUUUGGUAUUCUAAACGUUUUAGUUCAAGUAGUUUUGAGAAGAGUGAAAUAUAGAGAGAGGGGGCAUUUGCGAUUUGAUCAAGUGGUAAAGACUGAAGAUAUCAAAGUUACCGCUGCCUACUCUUGAUUGAGUCACUCUCCCAUAAAAUGUACUAAUUUUCUUUUUUAAAGAAAACAAGCUUGCUCCUUUUCUACUUUCUAGCCGUUAAAUCAGACAGAAAAGUUCAGAAAAAUAACAUUUUAUUUUUUUUAAUUCAAAUCUGUUAUAAAAUGUGUUUAUUGUGCAACAGUGUUUUACGAAAAAAAGCAAUCCAUUUCAGGUAUGUCCACAGAACUCCUCAUUUAUAAAAAAAAAAACAAACAAAAAAAAAAACUGUCUUGUAACAGUUGAGUAAUUGCUAUGAAACCCAGUGGUGUUUUUUCCUGCUAAUUGAUCAAUAUUUGGAAGUUUGCUCCACAAUUACUAUUUAGAAAUACUUCCCUUUUCCACUUGUAUCUUACCAUAUAUGCAUGUUCUUGGCCACCUCAAAUGAUUACAUUGCUAUACUUUGCCUCUAUGUAUAAUAACUAGUCUUGGAUUGACUCUUUUGGUACUUGUUUUUCUUUAGUUCUAUUGAACGAACGAUUAGGUUUGCUUUCUGAGUUAAUGGGAAAAACUUUUCCACUUUAAUAAUUCCCUUUUUAUUAUAUGUUCUCAAAUGGAGCUCACAUGUUCAGGAUUAUAUGUAUUUUUAUAUACUAAGAUCUAGAUUAACAACAUUUUCUUUUACAGAACCUGACAGAAGACGUGGGUCAAGACGAGCACCAGACAGGUAGUUCUUUAGUAGUAUUUUUCUCAGGCCCACUACUUCUUGCCAUCACCUGCAAAUUGUCUGAUGAUGCUUAUUAAAAAGUGCAUACUCCUAUUUUGUCUGGUUUUCAUGUUCUCAUAAUGUCUGUCUGUCUCUACCCAUCUGCACAAGUAGCACAAUGAAAUCAACUUGUGUGUUCUUGUUAAAUGAAUCAUACAACAACAUGGCCAUGGACAUUGUAAUAGAUUGUGAAACUGUGGUCCUUUAAUCAGCACGCAAAAGGUUAUUCAUUUGAGAGAGAAUUGUUGAAAUUUAAAAAUGGAUUUCAUGUUUCAGGCCAAACUAGCUAAACUUCAAACAAAAUUGACUUGGAGAAUUUUUUUAAUUUUUUUUCUUUUUGAACUAAAAUUUGAAACGGUCUCUGAAAUCAUGACAAUUCAAACUUCAGUGAAUAACCAUGACAGAUUAAUAUUAAGUAUUUUUCUUUUAUUUGUGAAUUUUGAUUUUAGGAAACCUGCGUUCGUGCAGUUCAUCUGACUGCUUUAAUAAAACAAUGCCACCAAGGAAAAAGAGGAGACCUGCUUCAAGUGAUGAUCUGUUAGCUAAGAAAAGUCGACAUGAUGGGUAAGUGGUUCUUUCCUGGUACAUUUAUUUAUUUUAUUUUACGCAAAUUGCAUUCUUAUGAAUGACGCUAAAAUAUGGGUGACAUUAAUACAGUGGGAAUUCUACAUUAGCAAUUCUGGAAAGUAAGGGCUGGGCUGUUGGUGCUUCGGGACCCAGUCAAACCUUUUGAAAGCAAUUUAACCAAGAAACAGGAGAUGAUGCAUAAUGGUUUUAUAAUGAUUAAAUUGGCAUUUAGUGGUUACGGUACCUAGACUGCGCCUAUAAUCUAUAAAAGGUAGUAAUAAGAGAAAUAUAAAUAUUGUUUCCUAUUGAUGUAAAGAAAGUUUGUUUGCUUUUUCUUCUCUUCUCUAGCAGUUUUAUAGCACCUUGUCUUAGAAAAAAUCUGAUUUAGAAGAAAUAUUUGCAUCUUUUUGGUGUGCAUUUUGAUACUCGCGUUUCUCAUUUAUCUAGCUACAUAGAACACAGAAGAUAAUUUUUAAAUAAAAUAUGAAAUGUGGUCAUUGUUUUUUAAGAACUUCUUUCACCCCUAUCAUAAGCUUUAACUAAUUAUUAUGGACUGCAACAUAUCCAACACUUGUUGUUUGAUGGAAAUUCAUUUUGCAGUUUACAUCUUAUGUGAUUCUUUGGGAUAAGGAUGUGAAUUUACAAUCUUCACAUAUUUUUAUUUGCAAGUUUAAUAUAUGUUGUUUCUAUAUUCUCUUCCUUUUAUGAUAUCGCAGAUCUUAUGUUAAUUUGGAAACUAAAAUAUGUUUAAGAGUGAUUACAUUGUUCUAAAUCAUUUCUCAAAUGAACACUAUAUAGUCAGGAACACAAACAUGUAUUCAUGACCCUAUAGUGUAAAAAAACACCAUCUGGCUCCUGUUGCCCCAACUAAUAUAGUAAAAUGUAAUAUUUAUUCCAGUCUGCUGGUGCUGGCUCUGCCCCUGAUCUGCCUGCUUGGCUGACUUCAUCAGAAGUUAUGAUCUGAGCCAAUCACAAUGCUUUCCUGUAGGAAAGCAUUGGAUUGGCUGUUAUUGUCAAAGAGGCAGAUCCAGCAAGCCAAACACAGCCAUGGCCAUUCCUCAUCUCCUCAUAGAGAUGCAUUGUUCAAUGCAUCUCUAUGAAGAAAGUUCAGUGUCUCCAUGCAGAGGGCUGCUUAAUCACAAUGGCAAAUGCAGGUGCAGUGGUGGGACAUAGUCUACUGUUUGCUAGUUAGCAAUCCACUAUAAAAAAGAUUGACCAUUAAAUACUUUGAAAUGUGUAUUUUUAAAGUAACACAUGGCAAUUAUUUUUUUUUGCCAAUUACAGUAUUUUACCUUAUAUCUUCUCUUUAAUGUCACAGUCUCAACAAUUUCAUAAAAUGCCACACAUAUUAACUGCAUCAACAAAGAUGAUCCAUUAUUAAUAGGUGAAGCUUGCAGGUAUUGGAGGCUGUUGCUGGGGGUCAGACAGCCAUCUUCCAUCCUUUCCAGCAGCAGUAAGGUCUGCUGCUUAACGGCAGGUGCUUACGUGUGGGAGGAGGGGCCUAUGCCGGGGAAGCUGCUGAAAACACUCAGCACUGUUCCAGCCCCUCCGUCCUUCAUUCCCUCGGGCUGUAACAGACUGUUACAGUCCGAGGGAAUAUAAUUUAAGACCAUGGUCAGCAUUUGGGGGGGCACAGCAUGAUGUAGGGGGGGGCCAUGGCCCCCUCUGCCCCCCCCUAGCGACACCACUGCUUGAAUGGUACUGGGUCAUUCAAAUAUCAUUCAGUUGAAUAUAUUUGUUACAUCUGUUUUUUUUCUAAAUGUUCUGACAUCCAGAUUUUGCUUGACAACUCAUGUGGUAUAAUUUCCUCCUUUGUCAUGACUUGUCUUUGCACAUUUUUCUAUAAUCUGGUGGAUUAUUUUGAGAAACAUCCAAAUGGUGCCUUCAGACACGGAGUUGCUGCCAACUCUUAAUUUGUUGAGUGUGUCAUGCAUACUUUUAUGGGCAAUUGUCUGGUAGUUAGUUGUCAUUUGGACUUAUGAUUGCUCUGCAUGGUUUUAUAACUGCUAAGAAAUGUAGGCUAUUUAUAGGGCUAGGUGCCUGCUACACUGGAGGGACGUUAUACAUGUAAAAUAGAUGGAGAACUAUAAAAUAAAAAGUUAGUAGAAUAGUUGACUUUUUCAGUCUAUAUGAAUUCUAGCCCUUACAGGGGGUGCUCUAAUCACCAGAAAGACUUAAACGUAAUGUAGCGGUUCUGGUGCAAAGAGACUGCCCUUGCAGCCCCAGCAAUGCAAACACUAUCUAUUCUGUGAACAGGUAAUGUUUACAUUACAAGCUGGUUGUUACUCAGAGAGCCAUAAGAGGUCCUUUCUGGUGUAGUCAUACAAUGUUGGCAGGACUAGUGUUUAGCAUCUUCAUGCUCAACAUGAAGAUGAAGAACAUUCCCAAUAGAGAUGCACUGAGCCAAUACAUCUCGAUGAGGAUAUUCUGUUUGCACGGUUUGAGGAUUGCUCUAAAUGCACACUAGACCCCCAUUGUUCCCCUAUUAGAAAGCAUUGGAUUGGCUAAGAUUCAGUAAUGUUGCGAACUGGCACUGCAAGUAAGUUAAACUAUUUAAUUAUUUCAGUGCGACAAUCUAAAUAGUUAGUAAUACAAAUAUGUGUUGCUAACAUAACAGUGUUUUGCUAACAAUGUUCCUUCAAAUUGUUGGACUUUUUUAUUAUUGCAGUUUGUAUGAAAAGAAACCAGUAAAAGCUUGAUCCAUUUCCUAAUUAUUAAAAAAAAUAAAAUAAAUAAAGUUCACAGAUAUCCAGAUUUUUGCUUGCUUGUAAUUAUGUGGAAGCCUAAAGAUUGCACCAACCUUUCAUUUUACUUUCUUAGGACCAAGGUUAUUUUCACUAGUAAUUUUCUGAUUUCUUAUUUUGUAGACUUGUGUAUUAUAUAUUUGGAUUUAUGUGCAUGCAUAUGUAUAUGUGUAUACACAUUUUAUAGUGUGUGUAUUGUUAUUUAGUAUGAUUAAAAAGCUAGUUUGUAGUUUUGCCUAUAAUUUGUUCACAAAUAUUAGGAUAAAAAUAAGUAUCUCAAAAUAUUUUAAUUUUUAUCUCCGUAAUUACCCAUGUCUUUGUUACUCCUCUUUUAUUGCCAAGGCUCCUUUGCUCUCUCUCAGUAUCCAUGAGUAAGUGGGAGUCUUGAAAUGCACAUUCAGUGUUGGCACACCUCAGUUUUUUCCUGCCUAUAGAUUUGAAAGCAAACACGUGCAAAGAAAUGCUGGGGAGAGGGCUGAACAUAUUGGUCCAGUCCCAUAGCAGUUAAUAUUAGUUUUUAAGCAGUGACUGAAGGGCAAAUUCCAGUUCUGCGAUUACACUAUGGUAUGUCACUGGUCCUUAAAGACCAUUUUUAAAUGUAUAAGUGCAGCAGUGGUCCUUAUGUUGUUAAUGUAAGUUUUAUUUAUUUUCAAUUUCUUUAAUGGUUUAUUGGAUUUUAUUUUUUUUAUUAUUGUGGUGUUUGUUGUUGCCACUUUUAUUUUUAGGUAAUGUUCAAUGCACGUGUGCUCAGCUUAUUAAAACAUUAAUAUAUUAUGGCUGUUUCAUUUAUUGUUGAUAGACAACCUGUUUUUGAAUGUAAUGCAUGUUUGUGUGUUAAUUUAAGAAUGUAUAAGAAAUACGACUCUUCCAGAAUAAAAGCAGAGGAUGAAGCUUUUUCAAGCAAGCGAUGCUUAGAAUGGUUCUAUGAAUAUGCAGGUAUGUGACUUUCUGUAUGUGCAUGGCAACACAAUAUGACAAAUGGAAUGGACAUCUUCCUAGAGUUCAUCUUCCAUCAUUGAGCAUACGCGGUGUUUAUUUGUCCGGUAGCAGUACCUGCACAUGCACAGUUGCUCUUGGCAAAAUAAGUGCCAGUGGAGACACUCUGUAGAUCGUGUUAAUUUUGUCUGUACGUUCAGCCGGCACCUUUAAUAGUAUAUAUUUAGUUUGAAGAAGAUCGAGAAGUGCUUAUAAUAUUUGCUUAUUUAAGGGUUGUGAACGAGCUUCAAAUUUUAAGCAAAAUACCAUAUUUAUGGGAAUAUAGGAUGCAGUGUUUUUGUUUUGUUUUGUUUUUUUUUAAUUUAUUUUUUUAGUCCAAAAAUAUGGAUUAAAUAACUGCCUGUGUCUUAUAUUCCACAUGUAUACAUAUAGCAAAUAUUUCUAUAUCAUUUAUCCUAUCCACCUAUCUCAGGCUUCUGUUGAGGAGGGGAUCCUGGAAGACCCUGUCUGCACCUCAGCCGGGGUCAGGCUGAAAGUAUUCCCCCCCCCCCCCAAGCUCCAGCCAUUCAGAUCAUUGCUGCAGAUUACCCCUGCAAUGCUUAGAUAACACAUAGUACCGGGGUUCGCAAGAAGAGUGUACUUGGUCUGCACACCAUGGAGGUGCAGGCUAAAGUCACUCAACACCAGGCCACCAAGCAUCAUCUUGUUCCCUAUCCCUGGCCAAAGGUAAGAGGCAGAGAGGGAGGAAGAAAUAACCUUUUAAUAAAACAAAUACAUUUUAAAAUAAUAAAAUAUAAAACUGCUCCAAUCCACACAGCACAGCCCCUACUCACCCCACAAAUUCACACACACUGCAUUCAUUAUACACACGUCCUCCCUUACACAAACACACACACUGCAUUGACUAAACAUAUACUUCUUAUUAACAUACACCUACUGCAUCGGUUACACACACACUGCAAAAGUUUACUGUAAUUAUGGUACUGGUUGUUGUUUUUUUUUUUCUUUAUUUUUUUUUUUUUUCUGAAUGUCUAUUUAAAAUAUAUGGAUGCAUCUCGUAUUCUGGUGCAUACACUCCUAUACCUAAAAAUACAGUUUGUAAUAUUUUCACUUUUUAUGGUGUGGCUGGCAAAGUUACUUGGGGCAUGGUGGAGUUACAUAUCUGUGUGGCAGACCACAGUCUGAAAUGUUGCUCCUCCAAUGCCAUGGAACCAGCUUACCUUCUGACUCAAACAUGGUUGAUUUGAUAUCCCAAAAUCCAUCAAAUUACGCAAUGUGAGGAUUAUUUCUUCUCUUUGAUACUGUGAAGCGAAAUUCUUCCUUGAUAGACUUGAACCAGCACAACGGAAUCUGAUGGUGCUAUAUAAAUAAUAAAAUAAUAAUAACCAUACUGCUGGUAUAGAAUUGGGAAUUAAUUUCUACUAACAUUAUAAGAAUAGAAGAACCAAACUCCACUUUCUGUUGCUAAUUUCUGAGUCUGCAGUGAUCUAUGUGUGAUACACUGCACAUGCUUUUAUUUUUACCCAUUACACACAAAUGUAGUCUUGUGCAUAUGCCAUUAUACAUUCCCAUACAUGUCUACAAGGAAAUGGUGAUUAAUUGCUAAUGUUAAUAUUUAUAAGGAGAAUGCAGGCACGUGGCUGUGUGAAAGACAGUAGACUCAAAAUAAUGUAACCGACCUUCUUCUUGGCAAUGAGCGGCUUUUUUGGUUGACAACUUUCUUUUGAUUUGGACAGGCUCUCUCAUAGCCUUUCAUAUGCAGGAAUAGUUUCCAUUCCUGAGUGAAAAAUUAUGAAAGCACUUGGCAACCUAAUACAACCUGUAGUGCUACAUCUAUAAAGUUGCUGUGCAGUUUCAUUCUAUUUUCAUGAAAGAAUCCACUUGUGAGUGUUAAACUUCAUAUCCCUUAAAGCUGUGUUUGGUACAGUUAUAUGGUAUGCACUGCACUCCUGAAAAAAAUGGAUGACCAGGACAGGCUGAAUAAUUUGGUCACUUCCCGAUUACAACAGCACCUGCAGAUUUGAACAAAAAACAAUACAUUUAAUUUGUGUCUAGUUCUUAUUUCUUCUUUCCUUUGCUGUAAGAUAACUACUGUGUUUCUUUGGCAGGAACAGAUGACAUUGUAGGCCCCGAAGGAAUGGAGAAGUUUUGUGAAGAUAUUGGUGUUGAACCAGAAAAUGUAAGUCCUAAAUUAAUAUUCUGCUAAUGUAGCCAAAGUAAUCCUCUGCAAUACUUCAGUUUGCAAACAGGAGCACUCACAUGACUUUUAUUAAGAUGCAUCAUAAAUUGUUUUGUUAGUUUUAACAUUUUAGUGCAAAAAUAGUGUAUUUAUAAAAUUUAAGGGUAUGUGGACUGAAGCAUUGAUGACUUCGUUGAAUUUUCUUUGCUGAUUAAUGCAGUCCCUGCAUGUUUUUCUCUUUUGAGUUAUGUUAAAUUUGUAACUUCCUGUCGUUCACAAGAUUUGACUUGCUGUAUGGGACACUCUUAAGCACUAAAACAACUUGGUAAAGCAGUUUUGCCAUAUAGAUCAUGCCCCUGCAGUCUCUCUGUUCAAUUCUAUGCUAUUUAGGAGUAAAAUCACUUUUGGGUUUGUUCAUGCAGCUCUAGCCACACACCUCAGCUGUGAUUGGCACUGCCAACACAAAAAUAUAGAAUGGUUUAAAGCAGUUCUGUCAUGUGCUUAGCCUUUUUUUUUUUUCUCUGACUAGGUGAAAUGAAUGUAUUCCGUAGCCUGGCAGUGACUUAUUGUCUAUGCCUUCAUUUGCCCUUUCUCUAUAGUGGACAUCCAAUCUCACACAUGUCCACUCCAUAAUUGUUAGCAUUGGUCACGUGGUGAGGAUUGUGAGAAUUUAUUCCCAUUAUACUUACCUGCCAGUCGCAUCCCUCGGGAUAAUUUGUCUUAUGAGGAGGAGGAGCUUGCUUUAAGCCCUACAUUUUGCCCUCUGAAUUUUAAGGCAAAUAAGAGGUAAGCAGAAAAGAAGAACAGAUUGAAAUACAGGAAGGAAAUAAUUGAUUGAGGAUUAAGAAAAGGCCAUUUUGACGUAACAGAGCCGAUUUAUUUAAGUGCACACAGGAGGCUGUUGCAGGGUAUACAAAAUUUAAAAUUAAACACACUGUAUUAUAAUGUAAGCUAAAAAACAAAAUACUUUUUUCAGGAAGUGUGUAGGUGUGAGUCACAGCCAGGGGAGAUGAGGAUAGGGCUACAUAAACAACAAAGAGACUAAUCUCCUAAAUGACAGUGAAAUUAAGAGGCCUAAUUUGUACAACAAAACCACUUUAUUAUGCAAAAGUUGUAUUAGUACGUAGUGUUCUUUAAAGGUACAAUUUACACACCUUAUCAAUUUAAUCGAAAUUAAGUUAUGGUGCCAGGAGGCCCCCUGGCUUGGAACGGUACAUUUCUUUCCAUACCAGUUUUAUGAAUUAGGAGUCACUGAUUGGUUGAGAGCAGUCAGCUGACACUCUCAGCCAAUCAGUAGCGCCCAUGCCUGGCUCAAUCAUGGUGACAUCCCUGUUUUAGAUGCAUUAUCUCCAGAGUACACCAAAAGCACGUUACUUACCUGAUGCUACCCCUGUUGGUGCCAUCAUCUUCUUUCUUCAGGCCCUGUCACUUCAUCCAGGGAAUGAAUGGUCAACAUUUGCUUAAAUCUCUUACAGUGAGAUGUUCAUAUUUGCAUGUAAUCAUUAGAUCAUACCUGUUCUUCACCAGUUUUAAUAAUAAUUUAUAUUGUGUAUCUCAAAACUAAAGUUGCCUUUGUUCCUACUCAUGCAAUAGAAGCCUACUCUAUUGUCUUUCAUUUCCCUGCGACCCUAGGAUGUUCCUUCAUUAAUAUGUAUUUUGAUCUUUCCUCAUUUAAAAACCUGUUAUUUCGGACACUGCGGCUUCGAACUAAAAGCUGACAAAAACGUACUUUUAAGGGCGAUUACCUGCUAUACUGAGAUCCCAGAUACCGAACCUGCACACCUUACCGCCAUGGGACGCAAAACAAAAAAGUCCAAACAGGACCGACCUACCAUGGGGAUGAACAUCGGCGAAAAGUGGCGCCAGGCACAUGGCGUGAGCGGGCCCAAGAUGGCCGCGCUGUUGGGCGGCUGUUCCGAUUUCUCGGACGACCCGGCCUCAGAGGAGGAAGAGGCAUUUUCAAUUGCACUGGCGAAACCCCAGCCUACACAACAGACAAAAUAAGACUCAUCCCCGGUCACAAUCUCUGCCUUAAAGAAACUCCUUGCGGACUUACAGACCACUCUGCAAGCCGACAUUGCCACGAUAUGUGGAGGGCUGCAGGGACUAACAGGCCGAAUCAACACACUGUAAACUACCUCUAUCCAGGACUCCCAGCGGAUACAGGUGCUGGAGAGACUGGUGCAAGAGCUACAGCAGCAAAAUCAGGCCCAUGAACGCCGCUUCGCGGCCCAGGAAGACUUCCGCCUGCAGAACAACUUGAAAAUCAGGGGGGUACCCAACCCGGUCUCCGAAGCGAAGCUGUCGCACUUGAGAUAAAUGAUGGGAGACUUGCUACCACCCAAGCAGGCUAAAGCAACACCCCUGGACGGUUUUCUGCAUCCCCAAACCGGCCAAAGCCCCGCCAACGGCAUCAAGUGACCUGAUCAUCCAAUUUAGGCACAGAGCAGACAAGAUGGCUAUCCUGAAGGCAAUCGGGGCAAGCCAAACUACCACUUCGAAAAUAUGGCAUUAGAAUUUUACAGCGACCUGUCUGGCAGUACAAUGGCCUGGCGAAGGUCACUCAGGCCCUUUACCUCACUACUCCAACAGCGCAACAUAGGAUACUGCUGGUGCCUGCCCUGUAUGCUCCAAGUCUCACACGGAGAGACCACACACCAACUCCAAGAUAUACGAGACGCGGGCACACUACUAAGGGACUUGGGACUACCGCAAGACCUUUUACUAAAACCGCAACCCAAUACCAGGCCCUUGCAUAUCUGGGACCUGAGCAACAUCACCCCAUUUACGCCAGGACGACAGGCAGAGGAACCAUACGCUACAGCGACUACAUGAAGCCCCGAGAGACUAUCUGACCGGGACUGACAACGACUUCUCAUAAAUACCUUAAGUUUGUGUUCACUGUUUAAUUAGAUUUUGACAAGUUAUACCGCUUUUGGGCACUACAUGCCUACCAACAGGUUUGCAAUACCUCACACUCCAUAAGCUAACCACUGCCGACACCGUACCAUGUACGCCUCGGCUAGGUUCACCUACAUAAAAUGCCGGAACUGCAGCAGUCUCCUGGCUUGAAUCCGUCUUCGGACACUUCUUUGACUUUACCAUCUUGCUUACCGCUCCUGUCCACAUGAUAGGAUGACUAGAAACUCCUUUUGUGAGAAUGUUCUGCUUUUUCAGCUCGCAAUGCCUUGCGCAAGAUGGGCAAAUCAAUGUAACAUAAACAUACAACCUGUCUGAACCUUUAGUUAAUUUUUACUGCAUACUAGCUUAUGAUACACUACGAGUCAUACUACCACACUACAACUAUAUUUGCAUAGCUAAGCUAGCACUGUUAAGCGUUGAAUAUCUCGCUAUCUUACUCUACCCAAAUGAUGCAUGUAACUUAACUAAUGGUACUAGCUAUACUAACAUAGCUAACCUAGCAUUGUUAAAUAUUAAUUGUUUAUAAUUGUCUCAUGUAUCUUUCAGUAUAAAGAGACUGUCAGCUUUUACAAAAUUUAAAAUGUGCUAGACCAGUAAAUGUCAUAACCAGCACUAACCAAUGAAGUUAUAUAUAACUUGACACCACUGUUGUGGCAUAUCAAGGCUGUUUGUCAAUUUUUGAGCACGAUAAAAAAAAAAAAAAACUGUUAUUUCUUUCUCUUCCUUGUUCUUUUAUACCAUUAUGAUUAAUGUUCCUGUAUUAGUGUUCGGCAAUUUUAUUAUAAUGCAUUUUAUUUCAUUUGGGGAAAUUUGCAUGUAAAUGUAAAUCUGAAAAGUGUGGUCAUCUGUAAAGUGCACAGUUAUUAAUGUGCAGUAAUCACCAUGUUUUUACUGGCUGAUGAUCUUCACACUUCCAGACAUUUUUACCAAAUUUCUUAUCUCAACACUAUUAAAUGCCACUCUUCAUUUUAUUUUGUUUCCUUAUCCCUACAAAUGAUGGCUAUGCAGCAUAAACAUAUUAUCUUUUUCAUUUUUACUGUGUAUUAUUGUACACACUUAUCCUAUGUUUAUGCAAAUAUGUCAAAUUUUUUAUUUUUUUUACUGGCAAAUGCCUCUGUUAAUUGUAGUUAAACGUUGAUUUAAUUUUAUUUUUUUGCACUACUCAUUUACUUUGUUUUUUCUUUAGGUAGUAAUGCUUGUUCUGGCUUGGAAACUAGAUGCACAGAAUAUGGGUUACUUUACUUUACAGGAAUGGUUAAAAGGAAUGACAUCCCUUCAGUAAGUUUACUUUUAGAAUGUAAGCAAUGUAUUGACAUGUGAAAAGCUAUUUGUACAGUUUACCUUUUGAUAACUUUCUUGAUGAUGAGAAAUCCUAACACCAUGGGGAUCUGGGCAAUUCAUAUUCUUUAAAAUCAACAUCCCUGCAGAAAAAUUAACCUGUUCAAUGCCAUCUUGGUACGUUUUUACAUUUUUAUUAUUGUUGAUCAAUAUCUGUAUAGUCUUGUUGUGACUUUAAAACUGGAACCUGGUUUAUAAGUACCACAAUUGUUUAUACAAUUUGUGUCUGCACAUUUUAUCACUCCAUGAACAUAUUUCCCUUGCAGUGGUCCUUUUUAUUUCAGAUAGUCUACUCCUGCUGUUUUUGUUCACAUUAUUUUGGUGAAUUAGAUACUGUAUUUAAGAAAUGUAAACAAAUUAGGUUCAUACCUUUUGCUUUCUCUGUGAUUUCAAAAUUAAGUAUACUGUUCAACUGGACAGCAUAACUGUCUGUGUACCAAUUCCAGAGGUUGCCAUGGGCAGCGCAUCCUUUACACCUGCAAUAGAGAAGCCUUCAGAAAUACAUUUUUGAAGUCUCUUCUACAAAACUUAGCUUUUUUGUCUGCAUUGUUUGUCUAACUGUGGCUUGUGUCAGUGCCGUAUUAAGGACUACUUCACUCUAGAGCCAAAGAUCAUGAUGUGACUAAUUACAAGCAAAAAGUAAUGAACUAAAUAUUUUGACUUUUUAAAGUGAGCUAGCAAAAUGUUUGUAAUUUGUGUAUAUUUAUACAAGGCAAUGCAGCUGGUGAUUUUCCUCACCUGCCCUAGCUAUUCCCCCAGCAAGAGUGUAUCAUGCUUAUUGGAGGAAAUAUAGGAAUAUUGUGACUGAUGUCACUUUGCUCAGCCGCCAAAGUGCUGGCAGUGAAAUCAGCAUGUAUACAUAGUCAGGUAGAAUUUUCCUGUCUAGGGAUGUGUACCCAGCAGGGACAGUGACUGUGCAAAUAAUGACAUUCACAGACCCUCCGGGAAUUACUUUGCUAGAAUGAGGGGCAGAAGGUAUACAAGUGUAUACCAGCUGUCAACGCAAUUUAAUAUAUCUUCUAUUAAUGAUCAAAUGAUAAAUUGGUUAUUGCUGUUAUAAAUUUAGGUGAACAUGGAGUGAUAAGUUCACUUGAAAGAGUUUAAGCUAGUUAAAAUAUGGCAAACUUAAAGUGGCUUCUGUAUAUACAAUACAUAGCCAAACCAGGUACUUUUCGUAAGUGAUUAUCAUUAAAAGAAAAACAUUCUUUUGUUUACAAAAAAUGUAUCCCAUAUAAUAGCUUCUUUGUGCUUUAACUCCUUGUGCACAUAUGUAAGUAAAGUCCUCUUUCCAGAAGACCAUGUAAGUAACCCAGAAGAAUUCAUUAAUCAAAGUGUCUUGUGAAAGGCCAAAGAGAACUUAAAAGACCAAACCGUGCAUAUCCUGCACUAAAAGAAAAUACAUUUUAUUUUUAAACAUGUUUAUUUUAUUCCAGAUGUGAUGCAACGGAGAAACUACGUAAUACCUUGGACUACUUGAGGUCGUUAUUAAAUGAGCCAACUAAUUUUAAACUUAUUUAUAGAUAUGCCUUUGAUUUUGCACGGGUGAGUGAUUUUAUGUAUCAAUGUUUUCAUUGAUAUCCUGUAGGAAAGUAAGAUGUUGCUUAAUUGUAAUAAUUAAUCAAAAUAGUUUGUGCCUUUGAGCCAAUAAACAAAUGUUCCAUUUCCCCUAUUCCUUAAUUUGAUCUGCCAGAAAUCCAUGCAAUAAAUGCUGCUUGCCACAAUAUGUCAUUCUUUUACAAAAAAAUUUAUUAAUAUAUUGGAUAUCCUCCUUUCCUCUUAAAGAUGGCUCAGUGUAGUGAAUAUGUAGUAUGUGUAUUGUUAAUGUAAUAUAUUUACUUAUUAUUGUAGUAAUCAGGGAAUUUGUUUGAGUGUCACUCUGAGAAUUUACAAUGAUACAGUUUCUGUUAACAGUUUAAAAGCCUUAUUGUGUAUACACAUCACAUAGUUUGCUCGUAGCAUGUAAGGAUGGACAAUGUUCUUUUGUUGCCAGUAAUCUUGUGUCAGUGUUUCUGCUCAAGAACUAAAUAUGUGUUUCUGUGUAGGAAAAGGAUCAGAGAAGUCUAGAUAUGAAUACAGCAAAGUGCAUGUUGGGUCUCUUACUAGGGAAAACUUGGCCAUUGUUUCCAGUGUUUCAUCAAUUUCUAGAGGUAUGAAAUCAAUGUUUAAUAGUAAUUAUUUUCCAGAGUACAUAUGCAGGAGGUGACUAGUUUUUGCGUAUUUGAAUAGCCUAAUUUAUUGCAAACAUAUCCUGGUAAACAUUGGGUGGGGGGGGGAUUUUAUAAAUGUAAUCAUAACCGAGAAGUGGAGCAAAGUUUUAAAAGAGAGCAAUCAAUCGUUGAGGACAAUUAUUGUUACCACUGUGAUUGCUCUUCUUUUAGAACUUUGCCCAAACCUUCUUUUAUCAAAACAUUUCUAAAUUCUCUCCAUGUGUCAUUCUAUGUAUGUCAAGUUAUUUGUGUGCAUCAAGAUAGAUACUCCAAAAAUUUAAUUGUCAUAACUUGAAAUAAAUUAUUUUAUGGAGCAUAAAAUUCAUCUUCAUGGAUUUUCUUUUAUUUCUGUAUUUGUGUAUACAUGUAUGCCAUCAACAUUGUGGGAUGUCAAAUUUAACAUUUGGGUAGAAACUGAUGCAGUGUCAUCCACAUCCACAGUGUCAUCCACAUCUAGAAAGUGCCCUUACUCAAGCACUUCCUAAAAAGAUUUCAGUUUGUGGUGGGUGUAAAUAAUUUUGGGGCAUGCAUUGUUUGUCAAAACAAAUGGACUUUAAUUUAUAUUGGCUGUCUGUAAUGUCUAUUUGAUGUUACCUAAAGAUCAUAUUCCGUAUGGGAGAUUGAUUAUGGUUGUCUGAAUUACAUGAAAAACAAUAUGUAGACAACUGAGUAGAAUUCAGGUACAAGCUGGGGAGAUUUUGUUAAGCUUCCAGCACAAAACAUAAAGCUAAGCUGUUCUAAAGUUUGUUGAUGUUGGAAAAAAUGUUUUGAUAGCACUUUGUCGGUAACACAUCAUCUACAUAUUGUACUAGGCAACCAGCUUGGACAAAAUCACAAGGUACGUAUAUAACUACUUAGUAUACAUAUUUAUUUGAUCUCACGAACACAAGGUGUAAAUUGGGUUGUAUUUAGAGAUUAAAAAUUUCCUGAAAUGUGGAAGUCCUGUUUUUUUUGCGAAAAAAGAUUGGCAUUUUUAAAAUAUGCAUAGUGGAGUAGUUUUACAAACUGAAAAUAAUUUUGUUACACUGGGAACAUGAAUUGCAGUGUAUAUCAAAGUAUUAUGCUUGAAAUAAAUGUACAGCAUAAUCGGUAAAUAAUAAACUAAAUUUGCUUUUUGCUUUUUUUUUUUUUUUUUGUUACAAACGGAACAAGGUCUGUAAAUGUUAAAAACAUUUCAACUAUACAUGAGAACAGGUAACCCCUCCCUUUCCCUCAAAAGCUGCAAAAAAAAACAUCAACAUAAAAAAAAAAAAAAAUCUUCUCUAAUCCUCCUCCAAAGCUUUCACUGGGUGAGUGAUCACAAAUGCCCAAUCAGAUUUGCACGUUGGCACAAAUUGAAAAUAUAAAGGUAAGUAACUGGCAUUAUUUGUGCCGGUAGGAUGUGGCCACAUGGCAUUGUGGAGGUGGAAAGACCACCUCAAUAUUUAGUCUUCAUAUUGAAGGUUUAACAUUGGAGUUGUCCUUUAACUGGCAUAAGAACUUUGGAGGAAAAAGCUACUUGCAGUUUCAUUGCUAUGGCCUUAAUCGUUUAAUUCCCCAAAAAAUUCUUAAUGUCUUUAGGACACUUCUGGCGCGCAAGGAUGUGUUUGGUCAUCCUUGGAGCAUUUGGGAAAUAAUAUUUCUUGUCAUACUAUUUGCAAAUUACAGUAUUGUUCUCAGCAGAAAUUUCAUUGUGGAAAUGUUUCCUAACACUGAAUGUUGGUCUACCCACCUUACUGAGAGGAGGAAAAGAAAAGCCAAUUUACUGGCCAGCCAGACUCAGACUAUAGGUAAACAUUACACAGUUAAGCGGGGGAACAUUAAUAGGAAUCUUAUAGAUAAAGGUUAUAAAGAUAACAUAAUUUUUUGGACUAAUUUAACCUGUUACCUGUCAACCUUAGAAUGUAAGCUCGUUUGAGCAGGGUCAUCUUUAACCUAUCGUUCCUGUAAGUUUUCUUGUAAUUGUCCUAUUUAUAGUUAAAUCCUCCCUCUCAUAAUAUUGUAAAGCGCUACGGAAUCUGUUGGCACUAUAUAAAUGGCGAUAAUAAUAAUGAAGGCCUAAUUGAGAGGACUUAAACAAUCAACCAAUGCAGCCAGCUAUAACCAAACUAAACUAAAACCUUUUUACUUGCAGCGCCCCUAGAGACAGAAAUGCAUCUUGCUCUUAUUUGAGAAUUACAUUCUCAAUAUUUGAAAUGUGCUCCAGGAUUUGGUUGUCUUCAGAUGAUCGAACUUGCAGUGAUUUGAGACUUUACAUAAAGUCUCAAAUCUUUUAUGGUCUUCAUGUUAUAUAUUUUGAAUACCAUGUCAUAAACAUAUUAUUUAUCAUUGUAAAAGAACAUAUUCCACACUCCAUAAUUUGUUUUCAAUUAUUCCAGAAAAAAAACAAACACUUUAGAAAAGACAGUGAUAAAAAUGUUUUCUCUAUUUUUUUCAGAUAUUUUUCAGGCAUUCCCAUCUAUAGUUGUAUUGUCAGUGUAAAGAUUUUUUUUUUUAUUCUUUUUUUUUUUUCUUUUAGAAGUCUGUUAAAACAAAAAAGGCAACCCUACACAUGUGAUUUUUCUACUAUAGUUUGGCAUAGAGUAAUUUUUGUUACUUCUUGCACAUUUGAGGCUUGAUUAGGUUUUAUUUAUGGAAAUGAUGAGAUUUUUAUUGUUUAUAGAUUAUUAAUUUAAGCUUGUUUCUAUUUACUUGAAUGUGUUAUCCUUCAAGCUAUUUUGAGUACUGUAAAUGCCAAACCAUUGGUGCAUUGUGCAUCUGUGGAUGGUAUAGUAUUUCGAGCAGGUAGGCAUGUACAUGCUUGUUAUAUCCUAUUGGUUAACAUUAGUGAUGAGAGCUUCGAUGAUCAUGGAAAAUAGAGAAGGUGGACCAGACGCUUUGUAAAAGAGAGAUGUCUACAGGUGAGAUUUCUUUUUUUUUUUUCAAAUUUUUUUUAUCUCUAUAAUGAAUAGUGUUUCACUCUUUCUCCUAGUAAAACCAUUUCUGGACAUAUAAACUGUGUAAUUUUAAGUUGUAUUUGUUUAUAUUCAUUACUGAAAGCUUAAUAUGCAUUUUACCUUCUUUGUAAUAAACACCUCCCAUUUUGAUUUGAUUGUUGCAGCAAUCAAAAUACAAAGUGAUUAAUAAGGAUCAAUGGUGCAAUGUACUAGAAUUCAGUCGAACAAUAAACCUUGAUCUCAGCAAUUAUGACGAGGAUGGUGCUUGUGAGUACAUUUUGUUAUUGUUCUUAUUUUGAAUUGGUUGUAUUGCUAAUCCCUAUGCUUUUUUUCUGUGGUUUGUUCUUGAGGGGAAAAAAAGUCCAAACUCUGGAAAGUCCCUUGAAAACUCCACUGUGAGUGUCCUCACACAGAAAGUUCAAAGUAGAAAAAUAAAUUGUGUAGAUACCUGUGCAAAGCUCUCAUUGAACCCAUCAAUGUGGAAUCACAUGUAGCACCAAAGGUGCAGAUAGUGUAAAUGAUAAAAUAAAUAUUUAAACUGUACACUUUCACUCCUUCAAUUUAUAUGCAUAUAGGUAUGUAAAUGUAAAAUCCAUAAAUAUUGUAUAGUUGUAAAUUUAGAUAAAAAUUUAGAGUACUAAAUGUUAGUCAUGAUAGUCAUUCAUACGCCCAGCUGUGCAAAAAAAAAAUAAUUCUAUUUUUGUAGUAACUUUUUUUUUUCCUCCCUUGCAUGUGUUUUUAGCAUACCAGACAAUUCAACAUUACCAAUUAACUGUUUGUGCAUCUUAAGCCAUUGUCUUUUUAGUAUAUGUACAUAAACACCCAAUGGCACAAAAAGAAAAGCAUAGCUAAAUGUCUGUUGGGUAUGAUAUCAGCCUGAGCUGCAGACUUUGAAUAGUUCCAAUCAAAGAGCAAUAUUUAAUCUGUUUUUCACUAAGUGGAUGGCAGUCCAGAUGACAGCAGCCCUCUUUUUAAGUGAUCAAUAUGUCACUCACUUAGUGGAAGAUUGCCUAAAUUCUCCUUUAGUAUAUGAUUUUUGUUUGUUUGUUUGUUUUAACAUGUGGCUUAUCCUAACUCUUCUUUUUUUUUCCCAAAGGGCCUGUAUUACUGGAUGAAUUUGUUGAGUGGUAUAAAGAAAAACAGAUGGCAUAAAGCAUUUGCUAUGCAUAGCAGCUGAAGAUUCAUUGUUAACACAUUUCUGUCAACUAUUAGCCAUGAACCGCUGUUUGUAUCAAAGCGCAUGAUGCUUUUUUGCACAGUUAUCCUACUGCUGUAAUUCCUGGGUGUUAGCUGUUUGACAGGCCAUGCUUUUAUGUGUAGCAUUGUUCUCUUUAAAGGCUGCUUUGCAUUUUGUAUUUACACUACAGAUUGGUAAAAUUGCCAAUGUCUUCACUGUGAUUUUGUGUAUAUUUCUGUCCAUUAUUAUAUAUUUUUUUUUGUAAAUGCCUGUACAUAAAUGCUUCUCUUAGAUAUAUUUUCUUCUGAAAUGUAUUGUAAAAAAAAAAAUGACCUCCCAGCAAAUUUCUAGUCCCUUAUAUUCCUUUUCAAGGAACAAAAUUGAAACACUUGAUCUUGUUACAAAUAUAUCUGUUGUCAGUUUUAACAUCUCUUUUAAGUCCAGAUUUGUGAUUUUCAAAACACCUAUUCACAAGUAAAUGCAUUAACAUUGUUCUUCUUCAAAAAGUUUUUAGUUUUUUUGUGUUGGUAGUAAAACAUUGGGACAUGGUUUACACUAUAAAGUUAUGUUGGCAUUGGCCUGCAGUGGCUCAGGAUCCUUGUACAGUUUAAAAUAUAUUAUUUUGUCUUUUUUUUUUUCUUCUUGGUCCUUGUAUUAGAACUCUAUGCUAUGAAGGUUUAAAGCAGUUGUUUUGAAUGCUGCAUCAUUUACUGGAACGUUUUAUUUUAUAUAGAGCAGUGUCACUUUAUGAAUAGACUUUGUUAAUUCUUGUCAUGCACCGGUCUUUUUACUAUUAUUAUCUUCAUUAUUAUCACUAGAAUUUUUAAUUGGUUUAAAGAAACUUUCCAAGUUCCAUUACAGCGUUUUGUAGCAACAAAUGUUUUAGGAAGAAUACAAAGAAUUCUCUUGAUUUCAGAUAUGCUAUAGGAUUGUUGAACAGUAAAACACAAUUACAAUGUUAUACAUUGAAACAUUCCAAACACAUGGUUAAACAUCAGUAGUUAUUAUUGAUUACUGAUACAGAGAAGGAGAUUGUUUAAAGGUUUUCAAAUUGGUGUCAUGCUUUUACGCAAUCUCUGUUUAGGAAGCUGCUUGACCUUUGCCCCAAGUGCAUCUUGGGACAUUUGUAGAACUCGAGAGAGCGUGCUGAUUAGGUAUUUAAGGAGCUGUCAAGAGAAGUGAAACACCAUACAAAAAAAAAGUCAAAAGUAUAAUCAUUAGUCAGGGUAGAUCAUUUAAAAUAUUGAUGAGUUAUACAGAAGAGUAGCAGAUUUGCAAAGAUGUGUUUGUGGCAAGGAUGGAUGGACAAUACCACAUUUUCAAAAUGUAAUCACUGCCAUAAAUAUGUUACACAAUAGGACAGUCUUUAAGAGACACUGCUAAGAUAAGCAGGAAUAGGAAAUAAAGUGCCAAUACUAGCAUUUAAUGCCUCUUUUUUUUGUGUAUUAUGACAUGAAGAUUUGGGCUGUCUCUGUUUGUCUUAACUACUAAACCCUCUACUCUUAUCAACGUGUCUCCUAAAAGUACAUCUGGGCACCAGCACAACUUAAGAACAUUUGAUAGGUUUUAACUUCAUAUUAAUGCGGUUUGUUCCACAGGUCUCUACAGCAUACCUCUGCCUCUUUAGCUACAUUCUCUUUAUACAAUGCAACUUCCUUAUUAGAUAUUCUGAGCUGCUGACAGUUGUCGACUCCACAGCAAAAUCAUUGUCCUCUUAUUAUGUCCCCUUUCCC